Zingiber officinale is the source of this 1154-nucleotide messenger RNA. Its product is annotated as TVP38/TMEM64 family membrane protein slr0305-like. NCBI's taxonomy places the organism in Eukaryota, Viridiplantae, Streptophyta, Magnoliopsida, Zingiberales, Zingiberaceae. The record is from RefSeq and is a predicted model, not a curated record. The transcript is spliced from 7 exons. The coding region runs from base 34 to 1008 and encodes 324 amino acids.
CUUCGCUCGAUGUCAGUUCUCAACGUCUAAACGAUGCACUCAACAAGGCCUUGCCUCUUCUCUCCCUGUCCCACUCCGCUCCUACCCAUCCGCUUCUCCUCUGCCAGCUCCUCCUCCUUCUCCGCCAUCAAGCCGCACCGCAUCGCCGCCUUCCGCCCUCUCUCCUCCCUCAAGGAGUCCAAGAACAAGAAGGCCACCCUCCGCAAGGCCAGUGACGUGCCCCAGAACCUUAGUUUAGAAAACGGAAAGGGAAGGGGCGACGGGAAACUCACAGAGGACGGCGAGGGGGACCUCGGCGGGGACGCCGCUCUGAAGGGGACGGUCCUCGCUGGAUUUCUUUUGGUCGGAGUCGUCGGAGGGUGCGGGACUGCUGGAUAUGUGUACAAGGAUCAGAUUAAUGCUUUUCUUGCCCAAUUCUCCGGUUUCAUCGACGGUUAUGGGCCUGCCGGAUAUGCUUUAUUUGUACUUGUUUAUGCUGGACUUGAGAUUUUGGCAAUUCCAGCAAUUCCCUUAACAAUGUCAGCGGGUCUUCUGUUUGGUAGUCUGAUUGGUACCAUCAUCGUCUCCAUCAGUGGGACAGUUGCUGCUGCUGUAGCUUUUCUUAUUGCUAGGUAUUUUGCACGUGAACGGAUUCUCAAAUUGGUUGAAGGAAAUAAGAAAUUUUUAGCAAUUGAUAAGGCAAUUGGAGAAAAUGGCUUUAGAGUUGUUACACUCCUUCGUUUGAGUCCUUUGCUCCCAUUUUCUCUGGGGAACUAUCUAUAUGGUUUGACAUCAGUGAAGUUUGUUCCUUAUGUGCUAGGAAGUUGGUUGGGAAUGCUUCCGGGGACAUGGGCUUAUGUUAGUGCAGGUGCAUUUGGGCGAGCUAUAAUUCAAGGGGAGUACUCACGGAUGGGGUUACCAGGGUGGGAUGGUCAAUUAGUGACUUUUGGCUUAGGGCUACUUUUUACAGCCCUUGCUGCAUCUUAUGUGACUCGCCUUGCAAAGGAUGCAGUAAAAGACAUCAGAUAGGAUAGGACAUUUGUGGGGCACAAAGUCUUGAUAAAUAGCGCCUCUCUUGAUAUAAAACUGAUGUAUGCUCUUAGCAUCUGUGGAUACUGAUCUUUCAGACACAUCUAAUACAAUACAAAAAUGGCUAGAUUUGCCUUCAUCGUUUC